Molecule: messenger RNA, 3606 nt
Organism: Branchiostoma floridae (Florida lancelet)
Lineage: Eukaryota; Metazoa; Chordata; Leptocardii; Amphioxiformes; Branchiostomatidae
Product: B-box type zinc finger protein ncl-1-like
Exons: 4
Coding region: 40-1626 (528 amino acids)
Biological process (GO): proteasome-mediated ubiquitin-dependent protein catabolic process; negative regulation of translation; protein polyubiquitination
Molecular function (GO): ubiquitin protein ligase activity; translation repressor activity; protein binding
Source: RefSeq, a predicted model, not a curated record
AACACCGCCCUGAAGGUGGGGAGGGAAGAGCAUGACAAGAUGCACACCGGUGCCAAGAAUCUCGAGACGGAAUUAAAAGUCCUGGACCAGCAAGAAGAAGACGUGCGAGAGAAGGUGACGGACUCCUUCCGUAAACUCAAGGAGCUGGUGGAUAAACGUGAAGGAGAGGUGUUGGAGGAGCUGGAGAGGGUGGGCAGGGAGAGGAAGGGCGCAAUGUUUCUGGCCCAUGCAGAGAUAACACAAGGCAUGAAGAAACUGGAGGGGUUCUGCCAGUUCACGGACACGCUCGUGAGUCAGGCCAGCCCAGCGUACGGCCUGACUCACUACAACCUGGUCGCACAUCAGUAUCAGAACCUCCGCGACACCAACCCUUCGUCCGAGCACAUGCAGGCCGACCUGAAGCUGAACUGGAACCAAGAUGAGAUCACAGCUGCUCUUGGUAGAAUCACUAUCGUGGACACACACAAGCCGACGGAGAUGCCGACCGUACCAGAACACUGGUGGAAUGGCAGUAACAACCUGGAUGUCAACGGCAGCGAGAGUAAGGAUGACGACAGGCGUCACAGCUGGAGCGGAGUGGUGAAGGCAGGACUGGCCCAUGACACACAGGCGUCCCCGACUGCUGUGAACAACCUGAACACCCCCGACACUGAUAGUGGGGCAAGCAGUGGAGACGACAACAUUGACUCACCAGCACAGGUGGUACGAGGCGCACAUCAUGACAAGCUACAGAAGGAAAAGGAUAAGAAGAAGCCCCCAGAGAAGCCCCAGUCCCCCCGUAAGGUGUCAGCGCUGCAGAAGUUUGGCACCCCCGGAGGCGGGGCAGGGCAGUUUCUCUUCCCACACUCGAUCUGUGCCGGACACAAUGGACUGCUGUACAUCAGCGAUGGGCAGAACCACAGGAUACAAGUGUUUGACAGGCAGGGUAAGUCCCUGUUCACAUUUGGAAAGAAAGGUAAAGGCCGUGGCAUGUUCAUCCAGCCGACCUACCUCGCUGUGUCUCCUGACGAUCACCUGUUCGUUAGGGACAAGGGCUCCAAACGGGUGCAGGAGUUCAGCAACAAGGGACAGUUCAUUAACCAGUUCUUCAUGGAUAAUCUACAUGAGGCGAGGGGAAUGGCUUGUGACAGCCGGGGCCGGAUCCUGAUCGUGGAUAAGGGUGAUAACGGGUACCACCAGGGCGUGGCGUUCUACAGCUCGUCCGGCGCACUGCUGAAGAAAGUCUCCUGCCCGAACAUCCCCAAGAUGACCGUGUACGCCAACCCGGUGGGCACCAACUCCGACAAUGAAAUCUUCGUCUGCGACCACGUGGGGCACUGCCUGCGCGUGUACAACGAGCACGGGCGCUACGUGCGCCAAGUGGGCGGCGAGGCCAACAUCGACGUGCUGAUGGGCGUGCUGAUCGACCGCGACGACAACAUCAUCGUGCUGAACGGCAUCACCACGGUAACGGGACACAACUGCAUCGACGAGCUGGUGAGGUUCCGUAAGGAUGGCUCGCUGCUGGAUAAGAUCGCCCUGUGCCCCUCCAAACAGUCCAUCAACACACUUAACCUGUUGGAUGGGCAGUAUCCUGUUGGCAUCUCUAACUCCAAAAACUGGUGUCUGUUGUAUGAUCGUAUCUAACCUCAUGCUUCGUUUUUCAUGACCGUUGCUUUCUCUUUCUUUGCCACUCUCAGGUCAUCCGUGUUUCAAGUACACAUGGACCACUACAAUCAAGGUUUAUAUGUUUACCUCAGGCCUUUUUUUUUUUCAAAAAGUUUUGUGCAGUAAAGAUUUGAAGGAAGUGUACAAGCAACUUAAGAAGAAUUAGUACCAUUGUCUAAUACUUACCCGUAGACCUUAUUGUAUUAUCAGAAAGUUUGAACUUGUUGGAAAGCUGAAGACGUGUUUAGAAAGGGUAGAUCAACUUUGUGUGUUACAUUGACACAUAGAACACAUGCGAACAUGCACAUAAGCAGAAUCUGAACUCUGACAAGAUAUCUCAUAAUAUGGCUGUGUUACAAUACACAUGGAGACAGCACAGAAGUACACAGGAGAAGGAGUUCCAGAGUUAUGUAUUUUGCAUGUAAACAUACUGUUUUGCAAACAAACUUACAUAGCAGCCACAUUCUGUGCAAAUUAAACAGUUUAGAAGGUAAUUUCACCAUUCUAGAUUGAAUAUGGCAGUAGAUGACAGUCUUGUUUUUCUCACAUUUGUAAGAGAGGAGAUGCUGAAAUACUGAUGUUUUGAAUGCUUGAUUCAGAAGCAGCCAAUGACUUGUGCUAAAGGUUUCAAACUUGUCAUUGCACAUCACAUGGAGACUAUAUUAUAUCUAUAAGGAUGUAUUACAGAAACAGCUUUAUCAAUGUCUGUAAAGCCAAACUUAAGGUGAUAAAAAAGAAUUGUUACUAUUCAUGGAAAACUUCUCAACAGCUGACAGCUGUCUUGUAAACCCUUAUAGGGCAACAGCUUUCUAUUACCCUCUUACCUCAGGCAGUAUCUUGACUUAUUGAAUUGUCUUAUUGAAUUCUAAUUAGUCCUCUUUUUGUUUCAUACCUGCAAGACAUCACAUACGUUAAGAUAUGAAAGGCCUUUUGUAUCAAUCUCCCUCAAAAUGUUAUGAAAUGUUUCGAUAGACGGGCCAACUUGCAGCACAUGUUGUCACAUUUGCUUCAGCACACAUAAGGAACAAACAAGGCUUUGCACACUUGUCAAAUAACUUAACAUAAAGCUUCACAUAUGAACUAUACUGUUGUAACAGUUGUAGGGUUAACAAAAACAUCAUGAAAAUGUUGAUGUGCAUUCAAACAAUUCAUGUUAUGAAUAGUUAACAAUGCUGAGACACAAACCAAUACAUGUUUUAAAUGUGAUGGCAGAAUAUUGUUGGGUUAGAUUUCCUUAUAGAUAUUUUCAUGUCCCCCUGUUUCUUCAUUCCCUACACCCUUUAAAUGCCUUCUUAAGUCCUCCCAUAUUUCUAUGACAGUGCAGUACCAUUUUCCUGUAUUAGGUGGAGAUAUUACACAUUGGAAGUAGCUGUCUAGUUUUGUAUUCACAACUGCUUCAGAAUAUUUGGAUCUGUGUACAUUCUAUGUACCUCUCAGAGAGAGAGGGAUACUAAACAAAGGUGAAGAGUGUUAGCCAUAAGAUGGCAAGCUGUGUCACAAAGCAGUUUCACAGUAAAGAAAUGACUUGUGCAAAUGUUUUGGAAAAAGUCCUAGAUUAGCUUUCAUUCUGUAUCUAUAUAGCCGGUAUAACCGCCCUUCAGCAUAACACACCAGCUAUGUUAUCUUUGUAACACACCAGACCUCAUUUCAUUUGUAAGCAGUACUGUUCUUAGUAUUACAUGAUAUGACCUAUUGAAAAAGAGAAUGUGUAAUAAGUGGAUGGGUUUGUCACCAGACUCACCCUCUUGAGUUACCUUUUGGUUUAGCCUCUUCACUUCAUGAACUUUGUAGAAUUUCAGUUGUUAGCAUUUCUGUAGCUGAUAGAAAGUUUUUGUUUACCUUGUUAUUUGAAAAUAGCUAUUAGAACAUUUGUAGCCAGACAUUUUUGCUCUUGUUAGUGCUAUAAGACAAUGCAUGUGAUAAUAUCAAAGUAAAGAAUUUUUUCACAUGCUGUGUCGG